Messenger RNA from Scutellospora calospora, 819 nucleotides. The record is from the annotation of a GenBank genome assembly. Lineage: Eukaryota; Fungi; Glomeromycota; Glomeromycetes; Diversisporales; Gigasporaceae.
AUGGUAGUUGGCAUAUGCAUCGCAACUGCCUUAUACUCUAUUUCAUUAUAUUUACCAACUGUAAUUAAUUCUAUGGGCCAUGAUUUAUUACAAAGUCAAUUAAUGACGGCUCCUCCAUAUUUUGUUGGAUGGUUCGUUGCGUUAGCUACCGCAUUACAUUCUGAUAAAGUUAAAGAAAGAAGUUUUCAUUUUAUUUUUGGAGGAUGUUUAGCUUUAAUUGGUUUUUUGGGGUUGGCAACAAUAGAAAACAAAAGUUUAUUAUAUGCUUCUACUUUUUUUUGCACUGCUGGUGUAACAACAAUUGUACCAAUUCAAUUAGCUUGGGUUUCCAGUAUAUUUUCUAAACCUCAUGAUAAACGUGCAAUUGCUCAAUCCAUGUAUAUUGCAUUUUCAAAUAUAGCAGGUUAUCUUAAUGCCAAAACUAUCACAAACUGUUUUCAUCAUACUGGCUUGUUUGAUUAUGAAAUAACUACCUCUACUCAUGAAGUUCACCCAAAUGAUAAAGAUUUAUCUGUUCUCGCAGAGUUGGAAGAAUCACUCAAAAUGUUAUCUCCUUGCCAUCCUAUGAGCCUUGCUCAUUAUACAAACCUACCAGAAGAGAUAGAUUUAGUACAUCAAGAAUUUACAGAUACUGACUUAUUAGCAUUAACAAUUCCAGAAACUGAUGAUGAUGCUGAUAGUAUAAAUAACAAUAAUUCUUCUUUUACUAUACUUUCAAAUUCUGUUAAAUUUGAUGCUAUACGUACUGUGAUUAGUCUUCUUGAUACAACUAUUUUUGACCACAAUGCUGUACUUAGAACAUUGCAUUUAUUGCAAUAA